AUGGCAGUGGAGUGGCUAUUGUUGGCCCAUAUCCUGUGUGAGGCACUGGCCUCUGGCGUGUGUGGGUCCCACCAUACACGCAGCUCCAGGUCCCGGUCACUCUACCCUUCUGCCCCAAAGAACUUCCUGAGCCCUCAGACAGUCCCCAGGAUGCUGGAUUCCUCAGGGGCAGACUCCAUGACCCGACUGACGCUAAGGCUCCUAGAACAGAAGCUGGAACGAGAACGAGAGAACAUGGAAGAGGGCUCUGAGGACAGGCUGGAUGCUGCCCUGCAGAGCGCUCAUAGGAGAAGGAAAGACCUGCUGCAGAGACUCUGGGAACAGCAGCUGCUGGACGAGCAUACGGGAACCCUCCCCUGGAGGGAGACACAUGAAGGAACCCACAGGCCAGUCCUGCACAGGGAGGCACCCCCUGUGGGAAUGCACUCUGCCACCUCCCCAGAACCAGUGAGGGUCAUCCAGCACCUGGUGCCCCAGCCUCCUGCCACCAUCAUUCAGCAGCUGCCUCAGCAGCCAUUCAUUGCACAGAUUCCUCCUCCUCAGGUCUUUGCCGCUCAAAGAUCAGGAAAUAUUAAGGAAGACAUGGUGGAGAUGAUGCUGAUGCAGAACGCGCAGAUGCACCAGAUCCUCAUGCAGAACUUGAUGCUCAAGGCGCUGCCGCCGGCCCCAGGGCCGCGCCCCGCGCCGCAGGACCCGCGCUGGGCGAGCCCGGUGGUCCCGCGGGCCGAGAGGCCGCCGGCCCCGGUGCAUCACCACCACCACUACGCGCCCGUCGCCCCGCCGCGGGCCCCCGCCGGGUACCCGACGUGGACCCCAGGACUCCCGGACGCCGCCGCGCUCCUGCCCGCAGUGAGCCACGGGGCCGCGGUCCUGGGCGGGGUGGUCCUGGUCUUUAUAUCCUUGGAAGCUUGCAGGUCAGAGCCCAACAAGUCAGAAUUGCCACACUCCCCAUGUGCCUUCCUCACUACAGGAACCAGUAUACAGGUGAGCCUAGAGACCAAGGAGCAGGCUAAAAUGUUCACAUGA
Molecule: messenger RNA, 1026 nt
Organism: Dipodomys spectabilis (banner-tailed kangaroo rat)
Lineage: Eukaryota; Metazoa; Chordata; Mammalia; Rodentia; Heteromyidae
Gene: CUNH21orf58
Product: chromosome unknown C21orf58 homolog
Exons: 10
Coding region: 1-1026 (341 amino acids)
Source: RefSeq, a predicted model, not a curated record